AUGGUCUCCAUGCGUCUGGCCUUACCCUGUGGAGGGGGCACAUGGACACAAGUGGCAGGGUUUGCAGGCGGGGACACAGCAGGGGAUCAUCUCAUCAUUGCUACAACCAAUGCCAAGGACUUUGGAAAGAAGAUGACUCCUGAGUGUUACCCGGGUGGGUACCGGACCUUGCGGAACCCGUACAGGAGUGUGGACUUUGACUCUACUGAACUCCAGCAUACAGCCAUUCAGGAUCUGAUCUGCGAUCACUCGCUGGCACCAGGGUGGUACCGAUUCACCAUUAACAACAAGCCAGCUGAGAUGCCCACUAGCUGUGUGGAGAUGAAUCGCUGUGGGACUCAGGCUCCGGUUUGGCUGUCUCUGAAGGACUCCUCUCUCCCUCAGCCCGGGGAGGUCCGUCAGCUCUCAGCCUGUGCCACUUGGCAGUUCUUCCACGGAAGCACUAAGGACUGCUGUCUCUUCCGUAUCCCCAUAUCCGUACGCAACUGCGGCGAAUUCCUCAUCUACUUCCUCCAGCCCACCCAGGGCUGCAUGGGCUACUGUGCUAAAGUAAUUUCAGAGCACACACCAAAACAAUGCCUGCCGGGAGAAGUUGAAGUUGACGGUGUAUGCAAAGCAAAUCUGCUCUCCCUGCCCUCCAAGCCUGUGGUGACCCCGGAGCUGAUUGGUAGCAGUGUCCAUCUUAGGUGCUCCUAUCCUGGGGUGACAUCCAGCCAUCCAGUGGGAUAUGUGGUGGUCUGGGCCCGCUACUCAUCCUCAACAAUGAAGGUGGAGAUCAGGCGUGACACGACCACACAGCUGUUUUCCCUUGUGGAGAUGGACGGGGUUCACUUUAGACUGGGAGAGACGUUCUCCUGCAGCGUGUCCACGUUCCUGCUGAACUCCUCGUCAACGCAGUCUGCAUCCAAAGAGAGCGCUGGAUUUUUCACUGGUGUUAAGUUUGUUCCAGAUGUUCUACACAUCAGGGAAGAUGGGAAAACGCACUCCUUGACUGUUCUUAGCACAGUACCUCUUUCCUGUCAUGGGCUGGAGCAAAGCCGUCAGUGCAAAGUCACCGUGGCACUCAGCAUCCAGGACUCAGACAGCCUGAUCCAGGAGACUCCUAACGUGGCCCUAUCCUCCUGCCACAUGGAGCUGCUGUCUACGCCUUGUCAGGAGGGUGUCUGCGCUCGGGGCUCGGUUCUGCUCACAGCCGUCACGGACUUCACCCGUGACGGCACCCGGGCCAGCUUCCUCAACUUUGAACCCACCAGAACCAGCCCUCGUCUCUGGAGAAAUUACACCCCUGCACCCCUGAAGGUCACGGUUCAGGAUGUUCCGAGUGCCAGCUGCUAUGUUCUGACUGAUCCACACAUCAUCACAUUCGAUGGCCGGCGUUAUGACAACCAUCAGACAGGGACGUUUGUGCUCUACGAGAGUGUAAGUCGAGAGUUUACUGUACACACGCGGCAGUGGGACUGUGGUAGCCGGCACUACGCAGUUGCCUGUACGUGUGGUGUGGCUGCUCGCGAGGGGAAUGAGGUGGUCACCUUUGACAUGUGCAACGGCCAGGUGCAAGAGACCCGCCCAAACUUAUCAGUCCAAACUUUGGGACCAGCACCAUCCAAUAGGGUCAAGAUCCAUGAAACACAUCAUGGGAAGAAAGUCACGAUUCUGUUUCCCUCAGGAGCGUUUGUGAGAGUUGAUGUCAGUGAUUGGGGCAUGAGCCUGUCUGUGAGGGCACCCAGCCGGGACUUCAACAGCACACGUGGCCUGUGUGGGGCCUUUGACCGAAAUACUCACAAUGACCUCCAUGGUCGGGAUGGCACCACUCUCCACAGAAACGACCAUGAACGCUUUAUUGAGGAGUGGAGAAUUGCACCGGGAGGAAGCUUGUUUGACAGCAUGCCGCCUGCCGUGGAUGAGGAGAUAAAAAGGGAUUUCUGUCGAUGUCAGCGAGGCUACAGUCUGUCUGUCCAUGUUUUGGGUGCCACAGAUGCUAUGUUUAACAACCCUCCCUUUUCUCGCUGUCUGUCUCGAGAUGACGUGGAUUAUACUUCCUUUUUCCCUUUCAAAGACACCACUGCUGAGUUCACACACCUCCAAGGGUUUAGACAUAACCUCCAAAAACGAGAAACUUCAGCGCAUCUGUCAAAGUCUGCCAAGAGUCCCAACACAGACAGAAAGCUAUCAUUGCUCUCUCAAAACUCAACCUUGGGAGUUGAAAAACUAAGGUUCCUCACUUUAGAUGAGACAGAUUCAUUAUAUAACCAGACAGAGUCCAGCUCUAAAACUGGAGGGGCUAUACAAGAGUUCGAAAGCAGACGUAAGAGGCAGAGUCUACCUGACUUCCAGCCAGUAAUAACCUUCCAGAGUUUGACCCAAACUGACCUUGAGAGCUUUGCCUACUUCUUCCCUGAAGAUCACCUUUCUGCGAGCCGCCCACCGGUGCUUCCUGUGUGGCCCACCCCUAGUGGCCUCACUUCCUCCAAAGCUCUCGAAGUGUGCCAGCUGGCUCUUGCCAACUCCACAGUGGGCACAUUUUGCCGGGGACUGCUGGGUCGCCGCCUGGACGAGGCCGUGGAUCUCUGCGUUUUGGACCUACAGCUAAAGGACGACCUGUCCUGGGAGAACGCACUUUUGCCCUUUCUGGAGAACGAGUGUGAGAGGAAACUCCUGGAGAACCGUACCAGGCGUUCCCUGGAAGGCGGCUCCACCGGAAGACCAGGGGAUGUGGUGAUGGCUCUACGCUGCCCAAACUUCUGUAAUGGCAAUGGACAGUGCAUGGAGUGGGGCUGUCAGUGCUACCCAGGGUACAGCUUCUACGACUGCAGUUUGACCAUCAGUCAGCCCAUUGAGUUGACAGAUCUGGAGAACAGUGGACUGUGUGAUAUUCGUGCAUUCAGCUGCGACAGCGUUCGUGUCUUUGGGCUCGGCUUCAUCGACUCUCCCGACCUCGCCUGCCACACCACCAGACUCACGUUUGCGAACAGUAAGUGGGUUCCAGGGGAGCAGAGAAGAACCAAAGCCAGUUUCUUGAGCUCCAAAGCGGUGGACUGCACUGUCCCACAGUACACCAACAUGGCUACGGACACCAUUGACUACGUGGCAGAUGACCAACCAUACGCCCGCUGGGAAAUCAAGGUGACUAAUGAUGGCAGUGUGUACAGUGAGCCAAAGGUUUUGACUCUCUAUGAUGGUAUCUGUCAGCAAUGCUUGCCUCCUCCUUCUGGACUCUGUAAAUUAAAGGAAAGGACAUGCAAUAUUGAAGGAAUGUGUUUUGCAGAAGGAGACACCAGCCCUACCAGUCCUUGCCUUCUCUGUAAUUCAACUGUGUCCAGAUUCACGUGGUCUGUCAGUCAAGUUAAUCAACCCCCCUCCCUCCUUGAGCCUCAGCUGGCUCUCCAGACAUUUGUAGGGGAAGUUUUUGUGUACCAGUUCAGCGCUGUGGAUCCUGAAGGCUCGGCCCUUCUCUUCACGUUGGACACGGGCCCCACGGAUGCCUCUCUCUCCCCCGCUGGACUGCUCAUCUGGAGAGUCCAUUCAGAGCAGGCCCAAAGCUUUCAGUUCACUGUGUCGGACGAGUGUAACGCGCAAAGCCGACACACCGUGGAGGUGGGUGUGAGACCAUGUGGAUGCCUGAAUGGUGGGACGUGUGUCACCAACAUCAACUUCCCUGCCGGCAGUGGCGAAUACCUGUGUGUGUGCCAGGCGGGUUACCACGGCGAUCUGUGUGAGGACAACAUCGAUGAGUGUCAGUCAAACCCAUGUGGUGGGGGAGUGUGUGUUGAUGCUGUCAAUGGAUUCCACUGCCAGUGCCCAGCUGGCCUCAGAGGGCCUACUUGUGAGGAGGAUGUGGAUGAGUGUGAUGGAAGUCCAUGUUUCACUGGCGUCCAGUGUGUCAACAGUUUUGGCUCAUAUAGCUGUGGUCCCUGCCCGCCGGAUACACAGGGGAACGGGUCCACCUGCACCAUGUUGACCACAACAACUCCAAGCAGCACCAGUACUACCAGCGGUCCUCCAGCAGCUAGCUCCUUUACCAACGUGGCAGCUCCUCCUGCCAGGACAACAUUUGCUGAAGGCGGACACUCAGAGACCCAGAGAGCCUCUUCCAAGCCCUCAGUACCAGAACCAGUAUCCAGCACUGGCCACAGAGCAGAGCGCCUGACUAAUCGGACAAUUUUGCUAAUUCCUCAUUCAUCUGUCGAGAGCAGCGAGAGAGCAGAGCAGCAGCGGCAGGAACAGAGGGCACAGGUUGCUGAGCCAGCGGGAUUGUGGGUAGAGGUUGGAGUAAAGGUGAAGGGACAGGACACAGGAGGGGAGCAGCUUUGCCUCUCGUUGUCUGCGGGAGGUCUGACUUUCCUCUCGUACCAGUCAUCAUCAUCCUCAUGCUCUCAGCCCAGAUUGAGCAAUGCACUGAACGCCACGACAAGGUGUGCUAACAGGCCAUGUUUCCCAGGAGUCCAAUGCAUCGACCUGAGACCCCCGUAUGUGGGCUUUGUCUGUGGACGCUGCCCUCCAGGCUACCGCGGCAACGGACGUAUAUGCACAAAACAUUCACGCACAGCUCUUCAUCCAUUGUUGGUUCAGCAGACUCAGGCCAAGAGCUUCCGACUGCAGGCGGACAAUACCAAACCGUCACACCUCCACCUUCCGGCCCUACCCUUCAGACACACACACAGACAUCUGUCUCCGCCCAGUCUGAGGGUUCCCCAUAGCACCGCCCGUGCGCCUGUUACCCCUCCCAAGACUCCCUCUACGCGGCAGGGUGCAUCACUGCAGCUAAGACAGACUCCAACAUCACCCGUCAGCAAGAACAAUCUAGCAGCCCAUAUACACUUAAACACAAUGCCCAGAAGCUCACACACAUACCGUGACACACCUCCCCAAGCCUCACACACGCACCCCAAUACACUUCCCAAACCUAAUGACAACCUAAGACAAGGUUACACCUCUUUUAAGAUUCUGACUGGAGGUUUCUCAGAGGUCGCACCUGGAGUGACCUCUAGGGUCACUUAUCCUCAACCCUCAAAACACACAGAGCCGUCGCCACAGCAACGCAGCAUCAUGCUGUCCACCCAGACAAGGCCGUGGACCCCCCCGGAGAAGAAGCGCCCCCUCACGGCAGCUCUCACAGCUCUCUCCUUCUCUCUGUCCGAGUUGGACUUCUCAGCAGACGGAGACCUAGGGUCAGAACUCACCACACCAGACAGAGUCACCAUGCCGGACAGACUCACCACAUCUGACAGACGGACCUACACGCCACCCUUCCUCAUCAUCCCUUCUUCCCACGUGCGGCCGCCCAGUGGUACGGGACAUGUGGAGGUUGUGGAGGAGAGAGGUCUGACAUGUGCGGAUAUGCCCUGUUUCCCUGGAGUGCAGUGCCAUGAGUCCCGUGAGGAGGGAGGGUACCGCUGUGGGAGGUGCCCCGUUGGGUACAUUGGGGAUGGGAGAGCAUGCCGAGCUGUGUGCAGACGUGCGUGUGGCAGAAACAUGGAAUGCGCUGCCCCCAACACAUGCCGCUGCAAAAAGGGAUAUAUGGGCCCCAACUGUCAAACGGCUAUCUGCAGCCCAGCUUGUCUGAACGGAGGAGAGUGUAUUGCCCCCGAUGUGUGUGAGUGUAAGACAGGCUAUCACGGAGAGAUCUGUGAGAGCGCUCUGUGCAGUGUGCCCUGCCAGCAUGGAGGAACUUGUGUGGGACGAGACACCUGCUCCUGUCCUUAUGGUUAUGUGGGGCCCACCUGUGACACCAUGGUUUGUAACCGUCACUGUCACAAUGGAGGAAAGUGUGUGUCUCCUGAUGAGUGUUCCUGUCUGCCAGGGUGGACUGGACCCUCCUGUGAGACGGCCAUGUGUGACCCUGUUUGUCUGAAUGGAGGCACAUGUAUUCGGCGAGGCCUCUGUGUUUGUCCGCCAGGCUUCUAUGGAGCACAAUGUCAGAAUGCUGUCUGCAGCCCAGCAUGUAAGAAUGGUGGUCGUUGCAUACGUAACAAUGUGUGUUCAUGUCCUGAGGGUUACUCAGGCCCACGCUGUGAGAAGAGUGUGUGUGAACCCAUGUGUAUGAACGGUGGGAGGUGUGUGGGACCGGACGUGUGCGACUGCGUCUCCGGCUGGAGAGGCAAGCGUUGUGACAAACCCACUUGUCUACAGAAAUGCUUGAAUGGAGGAGAGUGUGUUGGUCCAAAUGCCUGUCACUGUAGCUCUGGGUGGCAGGGAUCGCUUUGCCAAGUCCCGAUCUGUGAACAGAGGUGUCUGUAUGGUAGCCGAUGUGUGCGACCCAAUGUGUGUGCCUGCCGAGCUGGAUACGGGGGAGCUGUCUGUGCCAGAAAGGUAACGGCGUCCACUGUUUCACCAAGAUACCAAACAGCUUAUGUCCCAGCUUAA
Chanos chanos (milkfish) is the source of this 6363-nucleotide messenger RNA. RefSeq names its product von Willebrand factor D and EGF domain-containing protein. Gene Ontology annotation, cellular component: cell surface; extracellular region. Gene Ontology annotation, biological process: anatomical structure development. Lineage: Eukaryota; Metazoa; Chordata; Actinopteri; Gonorynchiformes; Chanidae. The transcript is spliced from 34 exons. The coding region runs from base 1 to 6363 and encodes 2120 amino acids. Gene Ontology annotation, molecular function: calcium ion binding; signaling receptor binding. The record is from RefSeq and is a predicted model, not a curated record.